AUGAUUAAAUGGUUUGUUAUUUUAUUCUGCGCUGCGUUAUGGAGUACACUACUGUGUGAGGAACGGGAGACCAGAAUAGUACAAAUCUCACAAGGUCCCGUGAGAGGCUACAAAGACCCUGAACAUGGCGUUUACACCUUCUUCGGUAUCCCCUACGCGACUGCUCCUACAGGACCAGACAGAUACAAGGCUCCACUUCCAGGACCAUCAUGGCUGACUCCUUUUGAUGCAGACAAUGAUAGAAUAAUAUGUCUUCAAGCUACUGUUCCUCUAUAUGAACCAUUCUAUAAAAAUUUUGACAUGCAGCAAAAUUGUUUAAUUGCAAACGUAUAUGUACCGGAUACGUCGGAAAAGAAUUUGCCAGUAUUAGUUGUAGUUCACGGAGGAAGUUUCCAGGUUGGAAGUGGCAACCUGCUCAAGCCGAAGCAUUUAGUUAAAAGUCAUAACAUUAUCGUCGUAACGUUCAACUACCGCCUUGGUAUACUUGGAUUUUUAUGUUUGGGUACUCCUAACGCACCUGGUAAUGCCGGUAUGAAGGACCAAGUGGCGUUACUUCGGUGGGUGCAAAACAACAUAGCUAAAUUCGGAGGGAACUCCAAUGAUGUCACUAUAUCAGGAUACAGUGCUGGCUCGGGAUCAGUGGAGCUACUAAUGUUGUCGUCUUUAGCAAAGGGAUUGUUCAAAAAAGUGAUUGCCGAAAGUGGUUCUGCUCUAGCAUCGCUUGCUGUUCAAACAGAUCCUCUCGAUAACGCUAGACAAUUUGCGAAAAGAUACGUAGGGCACAUUGAUGAUGCUUAUGCUUUAGAAGAAUUUUAUAAGAAUGCUUCUUUCGAAAUUCUAACAAGUGAUGGUUUUUCUUUCGUAAAAGAUUCGUCGUUAUUUUCACCGUGCGUAGAAGGUGAUGUAGGAGAAGAAAUUUUCCUAGCUGAUAGUCCGUAUAAUAUUUUAAAAAGUGGUAAUUAUGAAAAACUUCCUUUACUUGUGGGUUUUACUGAUAGAGAAGGUUUAUUGCAAAUCGCCAUAUUCGAUCUGUGGAAAAAUGACAUGAAUAAGAAUUUUUCAGAAUUCCUUCCCCGUGAUCUCCAAUUCAAAAAUAAGGAAGAGAAAGAGAAAAUCGCUAAAGAAAUCAAAGAAUUUUAUUUUGGGAAUAAGACAAUUGGUGAUGACACCAUACUUUCUUAUGUAGAUUAUUUCACGGAUGUUAUUUUCACACACCCUGCACUAAAAGCUGUUCAGUAUCACGUGAGAGCUGGAAAUAAGGUUUAUCUAUAUCAAUAUAAUUAUGUUGAUGAAUUGACACCAGUUAUUCCACAUACUGAAGUGAAGGGAGCGAAUCAUGUCGCACAAUCUUUUGCUGUGUUUGAUGGACUUUUAUCGAGUAAUAUCACCGAAAACUUUUUACCUGAAAACUAUAAGAAACAUAAAGCUGUUAUAAGACAAUUGUGGAGCAACUUUAUUAAAAAAGGGUAA
Diatraea saccharalis (sugarcane borer) is the source of this 1470-nucleotide messenger RNA. The record is from the annotation of a GenBank genome assembly. NCBI's taxonomy places the organism in Eukaryota, Metazoa, Arthropoda, Insecta, Lepidoptera, Crambidae.